AUGACGGACACAUUCGUUGCCAAGUCUGCUCUGCAGGAGGUAUCUGAGCCUACGGAUGAAAAGCAAGACUCCAGCUCGGAUGCGGUUUCGUCAAAUUCUACCGAUGGCAAGAAACCUCCGCCAUUAUCUGCCAAAUUCUUUGCCGUGGCUUUGAUCGCGUCCAUCAGUUUUGGUUCGCAUUGGAGCUCUGGCGUGACCGGGGCUAUGAAGAGUACCAUAAAGAAGGGUAUGAAAAUCAACAAUACGCAAUUCUCGCUAUUGGAAGCCAGUGAGGAUUUCAUGGCUACUGUCCUGAUGCUGCCUAGCGGUUUGAUCACCGAUCGGGUUGGUGGCGCCGAGAUGAUUGUCUACGGAAAUAUCAUUUACACCCUUGGGUCAAUCCUGGUCGCUGCUGCUACGACUAUCCGAUCAUUCAAGUUUAUGAUUGGCGGCAGGAUCAUUCUCGCAUUCGGUGAUAUCGCUACACAGAUGGCUCAAUACAAGAUGUUCUCCUCAUGGUUUGCUCCGAACAAUGGGUUUGCGUCUACAUUAGCCUUUGAGUUGGCAAUCGGAAAAGUUGGCGGCUUCAUCGGGAAAUCCACAGCCAACAUCAUCGUCAAGAACACCGGCAACUUCGCCUGGGUCUUCUGGACAGCCGUCUUCAUGAACCUCUUCACCAAUGCCGCGACUACAAUAUUCUGGUUCUUCAACAAAUACUGCGACAAGCACUACAGAGGACGCCGCGACAUCGCGACUAAGGAACAACUCACAGAGAAAAACAAGAAAUUCGAAUUCAAGAAAGUCUUCCAGCUUCCAUGGAUGUUCUGGGCUAUUCUCAGUUUCUCCGUGUUCCAGACUAGCGCCGCUCUGACAUUUAGCCAAAACGCGACGGAGCUCGCGGAGCAGAGAUUCGACGUAGAUUCCAUUACAGCGGGCUGGUAUAGCUCUUUGUCACAGUAUACAGGUUGUCUCCUCGUUCCUAUUCUAGGCCUUUUCAUCGAUAUUCUCGGCCAACGCGCCUCAAUCCUCUUCGUCUGCGGUCUCGGCAUGCUUCUGAGCAUGUGUCUGGUCAAUUUCGCCCCAACCAAGGCUGGAACCGGCGCAUCGUUCGGUAUCUACGCCGUUGCAUCCUCACUAGGCCCAACCACGCUCAUUGACGGAAUCCGCACAACCAUCUGGCACCAAUCUGUUUUCGGAUCAGCUUUCUCUCUCAAAAUGACAAUGAAUAAUGCAAUGAAUAUCAUAAUCCGUAUCAUCACCGGCGCCCUGCAGGACGCAGAUGAUAACUCAUAUCGCCGCGUGGUGCAGGUGUAUCUAUUCUUGUCUGCGGCGUCGACGGUCGUCGGGGCGGCGCUACUGAUGGGCACUUAUGUGACGCCGUACCUGGCGCCCUUACAGUGGACAAGGCUUCAGCGCAAGACGAUCGGUUCGGAGGUCAUUGGGGCCAACAAGGAGCGGAGCUUGGUGACAGAGGCGAAGAAGACGAAGCGGAUUUCGUUGGUGUGCUUUGGAACAUUGUCGCUGUUGACUGUCGGGGCUGACCCGCGCGCCGCGAGAGUACGACACAGUCGUAUCUCCCGUCAGCAGACUACCCCCGGAUCCCGUGCCAGAAAACAACCAAGGCGGCCCGGGGUGGGUGAGGUGAAGGUGGUAUGGUUGUUGAAGACUUUCGCUCCGCAAAUAAACGCCAAAAGCAUUCCCGUUCCCAGCCGAUGA
This is a messenger RNA of Penicillium maclennaniae, 1695 nucleotides long. Its product is annotated as putative MFS transporter. Gene Ontology annotation, molecular function: transmembrane transporter activity. Gene Ontology annotation, biological process: transmembrane transport. NCBI's taxonomy places the organism in Eukaryota, Fungi, Ascomycota, Eurotiomycetes, Eurotiales, Aspergillaceae. The transcript has 8 exons. Bases 1 to 1695 code for a protein of 564 amino acids. The record is from RefSeq and is a predicted model, not a curated record.